AUGAACUCCGUGGGCCCGCAGGCCCCCCACACCUCUCCGCCGGCCUCCUCCGUCCCGGGGAAGGGUCCCCAGGACGAGAUGUCGCUGUACUGUGACAGCUACUCCUCUAUGUACCACCAGCCCGGGACCCUGGGAGACUUCCCCUCCGCCCCCAACCCCAACCCCUACCUCUGGCUGAACUCACCCACCUCCUACCUGCACGGGAACAACCCCACCUUCAUCCCGCCCUCCUACGGUUCCCAGCGGCCGUUCUUGGCGGGCUCCCCGGGCUUCUCGGCUCCGGACCUGGGCUGGCUGUCCAUCGCGAGCCAGGAGGAGCUGCUGAAGCUGGUCCGACCCCCCUACUCCUACUCGGCGCUCAUUGCCAUGGCCAUCCAGAACACCCAGGAGAAGAAGCUGACCCUGAGCCAGAUCUACCAGUACGUGGCCGAGAACUUCCCCUUCUACAAGAAGAGCAAGGCAGGCUGGCAGAACUCCAUCCGGCACAACCUGUCUCUCAACGACUGCUUCAAGAAGGUCCCGCGGGACGAGGACGAUCCAGGGAAGGGGAACUACUGGACUCUGGACCCAAACUGUGAGAAGAUGUUCGACAACGGAAACUUCCGGAGGAAACGUAAACGGCGCUCGGACCCGGCCAAGGGCGAGGAGUGCCGAGCGCAGGCCUCCCUCAGGUCCUCAGACAGCCCCUCCUCCCCGGAGAUAGACGGACUCAAGAGCCCCCCCGCCCCGCUGUCUCCCCCCACGGGGGGCGUGGCCGCCGCCUGCUUCAACCACUUCUACAGCAGCAUGGCGUCGCUGGCCCCGCCCUCCACCGCGCACCAGGGAGCCCUGGGAUUGGUCAACGAGCUGUCCAAUAGGAACAUUACGGCUCUCGGGGCCUAUCCGACGGCCGCCGGACCGACACCCGGACACCCGCCUCAUGGGCACUCUCACGGGCACCCUCACGGGCACGCUCACGGGCACGCUCACGUGCACUCUCACGGGCACCCCCAGGGGCCCGGCCAGGGGCCCGGCCAGGAGGGAGAGCUGGUGGAGGGGCCGCGGGGGGGCUACUACAACACGCUGGGCGGAGCUCAGAGCGGACACUUCUACAACAGCUUCAGCGUCAACAGCCUGAUGUACCCCCGAGAGGACCUCUAG
Molecule: messenger RNA, 1140 nt
Organism: Gadus chalcogrammus (walleye pollock)
Lineage: Eukaryota; Metazoa; Chordata; Actinopteri; Gadiformes; Gadidae
Gene: foxi2
Product: forkhead box I2
Exons: 2
Coding region: 1-1140 (379 amino acids)
Biological process (GO): regulation of transcription by RNA polymerase II; cell differentiation; anatomical structure morphogenesis
Molecular function (GO): DNA-binding transcription factor activity, RNA polymerase II-specific; RNA polymerase II cis-regulatory region sequence-specific DNA binding
Source: RefSeq, a predicted model, not a curated record